AUGAGUCCGUUGAACCGCAUCAACCGCAUCGCCUCGCACAUCUGCCCGCCCGCCUCGACCAGCGAUGGUGGACUCAGCAUGAACGCCACGCGCGCCAAGGGCAGCAGCGGCGGCUUCAAGGUCGCCGUGCUGGGCGCGGCGGGCGGCAUCGGGCAGCCGCUGUCGCUGCUGCUUAAAAUGAAUCCGCUUGUAUCGGUGCUGCACCUGUACGACGUGUUCAACACGCCCGGCGUCACGGCCGACCUCAGCCACACCAGCACCUCCGCCGUCGUGCGCGGGUUCCUGGGCAACGACCAGCUGGGCGCGGCGCUAGACGGCAUGGACCUGGUGAUCAUCCCCGCGGGCGUGCCGCGCAAGCCGGGCAUGACGCGCGACGACCUCUUCAAGAUCAACGCGGGCAUCGUCAAGACGCUCUGCCAAGGCAUCGCGAAGCACUGCCCGCGCGCCAUCGUGAAUAUUAUCAGUAACCCGGUGAAUUCGACGGUCGCGAUUGCCGCGGAGGUGUUCCGGCGCGCGGGGACGUACGAUCCGCGCAAGCUGAUGGGCGUGACGACGCUCGACGUGGUCCGCGCCAACACCUUCGUGGCGGAGGUGCUGGGGUUGAAUCCCGAGGACGUGAACGUGCCCGUGGUGGGCGGCCAUGCAGGCAUCACCAUCCUGCCGCUGCUCUCGCAGGUGACACCCCCGGUGAGCUUCAGCCAGGAGGAGUUGGAUCAGCUGACUAACAGAAUCCAAAACGGAGGCACGGAGGUCGUCGAGGCCAAAGCCGGCGCUGGUUCCGCCACUCUGUCCAUGGCAUACGCAGCGGCCAAGUUCGCCCAGGCGUGUCUACGGGCCAUGCGGGGGGAGGCGGGCAUUGUGGAGUGCGCCUUCGUGCAAUCCACGGUGACGGAGCUGCCCUUCUUUGCCUCGCGAGUGGUGCUGGGGCGGCAAGGAGUGGAGGAGGUGCUAGGGCUAGGGCCCAUGACUCAGUACGAGCGGGUGUGGUUGGACAAGUUGAAGCCGGAGCUCAAGGCAAGCAUUGACAAGGGUGUUGAUUUUGUUGCAAGGGCUUAG
Molecule: messenger RNA, 1056 nt
Organism: Closterium sp. Naga37s-1
Lineage: Eukaryota; Viridiplantae; Streptophyta; Zygnematophyceae; Desmidiales; Closteriaceae
Source: the annotation of a GenBank genome assembly